Messenger RNA from Cladocopium goreaui, 1388 nucleotides. The record is from the annotation of a GenBank genome assembly. Lineage: Eukaryota; Dinophyceae; Suessiales; Symbiodiniaceae.
UCAUCAACGGGCCGCGGGCCGCGAGUUCCAUGGCGGCGCCAUGUGCCAUGGCAGCCAUGGCCCUGAUCCUCAUGUGGCUUCCCAUGGGAUGUGCCGAUGGGCCGUUGAUCACAACCACCACAGCAGGCGCAACGACCGCAUCCACCACGUUGGAAGCAACCACCUCCACGACCUCCACGACCUCCACGACCUCCACCACCACCACAACCAGUACCACAUCCACGACAACCACAUCCACGACAACCACCACCAUUCCCGAGCGCUGCCAGUCUCCUGCAUCAUUCUCUUGCAGCUCUUCUGCCGUGGGUGCAAACACUGCCGAGUUGCGCAUUAUGGAUGGGACUUAUGAGAUAUUGGACCAGUAUUGUGGUGGCCGCUGGGGUCGCCUUGAAAUCAAGCAGGAUGGGUCCUGGGGCCAAAUCUGCGAUGAAAAUUUUGGCGACGCAGAUGCCCGUGUGAGCUGCCGCCAAAUGGGUUUCGCCGACGGAUUUCAAAUCCACGACUUCUACUACACCGGGCGACUCAGCCCGCCAGCUAGCACUUUGCCGGUGGUGAUGACUGGUCCGCAAUGCACCGGAUCCGAGAGCCGAGUGCAAGACUGUCCCAGCUUUGGCACUGCGCCAAGUAGCAGCUCACUGUGCAGCACGCCGCGCUAUAGCGCGGGGGUGCUGUGCUUGGGAAGUCAGCCCAGCACGGCGGAGUUGAAAGCCAUGUGUCCGAAACUGAUCUUCACGGCAAACGAUCAGCGGAAUAAGGAGACGCAUCCCUUGUCAAUCAAGAGCUAUUUCCCCGGAGGUUCUCACACAUCGGGUUUCGGUGGUACUGGUGUCUCUACCGCUGAUGGAGGUCUGGGGAAUUACGGUGGCACCUAUCGAACUGUGGCGGAGAUUCAGAAUGCUUGGGGCGAAAUUUCAGAUAGCGAGGUGCCAAACAUGGGAGGACACCAGUGGCGCUAUCCCAUGGCCACCAAGAGCAGGUGCUAUUCCAGCUUUGCGGCUGACUUAGCUGAAGGGCCCUGCACAAGCACAGCUGCUUCCUCUUCGGGUUCAAGUGGUUCUGCGGCAACCACGGCAACCACUUCUGUGGUGGGCACAAGUCAAGUCACCGUGACUUCCAGUAGUGACACGGCCGGGACGGCCGGGGGCAAAUCAGAUGCCUCCAGGAGUGCUUCCAGAGUCCUGGGACUUUGUAUAAUCCUUGCAGUGGGCAGUUGAAGCCGAAGGCUCCAAGGCCCCAAGGCCCCAAGGCCCCAAGGCCAGCCCCCAAGGGGAGUGCCAUGGUUUUAGCUCCCCUGCAAGAGAUAUUUCACCCAACAUCCUGCUGAAACUGGCUGGGGAUGAUAUUGAAGACUGGCGAGAGGUGCCAAGAACGAUAUCCUGCUGAACCUC